Messenger RNA from Olea europaea var. sylvestris, 1257 nucleotides. Its product is annotated as nuclear transcription factor Y subunit B-10-like. Gene Ontology annotation, molecular function: RNA polymerase II cis-regulatory region sequence-specific DNA binding; DNA-binding transcription activator activity, RNA polymerase II-specific; protein heterodimerization activity. NCBI's taxonomy places the organism in Eukaryota, Viridiplantae, Streptophyta, Magnoliopsida, Lamiales, Oleaceae. Gene Ontology annotation, cellular component: CCAAT-binding factor complex; nucleus. Gene Ontology annotation, biological process: regulation of transcription by RNA polymerase II. The transcript is spliced from 8 exons. The coding region runs from base 98 to 643 and encodes 181 amino acids. The record is from RefSeq and is a predicted model, not a curated record.
UCAAUCGUCUCCUCUCUCUCCCCAAUUCUCCACCCUCCGAUCUCCUAAUUCACUCUCCUCUUCUCCCUCCCAAAUACAAAUACCGGGUUUUGGAGGUAUGGCGGAUGCUGGCAAGCAGGGACGGCAGACGGGGAGUCCUGGCGGCGGCGGCUAUGAAAGUGGUGGCGACCUGAGCCCUAGAUCGAAUGCUAGAGAGCAGGAUAGAUUCCUGCCUAUCGCGAAUAUUAGUCGGAUCAUGAAGAAGGCGCUCCCUGCUAAUGGAAAGAUCGCCAAGGACGCUAAAGAGACCGUUCAGGAAUGCGUCUCUGAGUUUAUUAGCUUCAUCACCAGCGAGGCAAGUGAUAAGUGCCAGAGAGAGAAAAGAAAGACAAUUAAUGGGGAUGACUUGUUAUGGGCUAUGGUGACUUUAGGCUUUGAAGAUUACAUCGAUCCACUUAAGGUUUACCUCGCUAGGUACAGAGAGAUGGAGGGUGACACCAAGGCGUCAGCAAAGGGUGCAGAUGGAUCUUCAGGAAAUGAUGCAGUUCAACCUAGUACUAGUUCACAGCUUGCUCACCAGGGUUCAUUUUCUCGAGUCAUUAAUUAUGGAAACUCUCAGAAGGGAAAGCUGUUGAGUGUUGAUUUCCAGAAUAAGUUAAUAUAAGGAGGUUCACCAUGAUGAAGUUCGAGAGGAUUUAACAAACUUCACUAUGAAUUCUGGCACAAGUCAAUUCGAUUAACUGAGUUUCAGAAUGUCAUGACUGUCAAUUUCCAGCGUACUUUUCUUUGUAUAACUUACAGUAGGGCGGCUAAUCAAAUAAGUUAUCUGAAGUUUCUCAUAGAGUGAUUUGCUAGCAUUUUUAAUUGAUUAAUCUUUCUAUAAUUUGUGAGUUAGAGUAGGAGCUUUGCUUCAGCACUUUGAUUCUGGUUUAUUAUUCUCCAUAAUUGCGAAAUGAUCUCCUUGAACAUACUUUUUGAUUCUGAGAAUCUAAUUGAUGCUGUGCAAUUGCUGUUUAUCAACUUAUCGCCUUCAUCUCCGUGUAUGAACGAAUCCCAAGCUCAACAUAGGAUGGUCUCAAUGAGAGGCGCGGACUAGACUUUUAUCUUCAUUUUUGUCCUGCUUGGGGAGAUCAUCACAGUUUCAAAGUGUAUUUUUAUAUUAUUUAUUAUCAUGCUUCAAGUUUGUUGAAUUUCAGCACUCAAAAAGAGCUAUAUUCUAGUGAAAUUUGUACAUUUGGGUCACUUUCAAGAACAUAAAUUAUGGGAAAAAUUCAUACA